GACGUCUGUUCUUUCCUUGAAAGCUCUCUCCGUAAACUGACAGAUGGAUUAUUUGUCCCUCUGGACUUCCUUCAUCAUUCUUCAACGUUUUUCCUCAUUAGCAUGUUUUUUUUACCCUCAAAUGCACUUUCCACUUCCUUUGCCAACAAGUAUUUUACCCUGUUACUAUUCAGCACGCAGCACUCAUUCUGGACUCACGAUGAGAGCAGAGAAACAGGGGUUAUUUGGAGACCUAGCACUGAUUUAAGAUGAACAAUUUCAAGCAAAUAAAUAAUUCUACGCUAGUGCUACUUUCUUAGGACGUCUUUGGAAGUGAAUUGCUGUGAGAUUGGCAGCCAACAUGCUCACUUUCCUCAGAAGGAAAGGGGCCAGAUCAACUAUUCUGGACCCUAAACUCUUCUACCUCCUUCUAAAUCUCUUUUUUAGUGGAACAGCUGGGCCACACGGGGACACCUGUCCAAGCUCCGAGUGGAGUGUCAUGUGCCGUCCAUGCUGUGAGUACCAACUGAUCCAGUGUCGGUGUCCCUCAAAAGGGUCGAGGGUGGGCUACACUGUUCCGUGCUGCCGCAAUGUUCUGGAUCAGUGUGACCCCUGUAUCAUUCACCCAGGCUGCAGUCUGUUUGAGAACUGUAAAACCUGCAACAAUGGAACAUGGAAAGCCAAUGAUGACUUCUUCGUCAAUGGAAAGUAUUGUACAGAGUGUCGCCAAGGCUGGAGUGGAGGGGACUGUAGAAAAUGUGGAGGCGUCAUUCAGCGGGCCCAGGGUCUCAUAGCCAUGGAGAGUUACCCUACAAACGCCCGGUGUGAAUGGACAGUGGAAGUGGAGAGGGACAGCAGCAUCGAGCUGAGGUUUUCGCUGCUCAGUCUGGAGUCUGACCAUAACUGUCGUUUUGACUAUGUUGAGGUGCGUGACGGCAGCAACCUAAACUCCCCUGUGAUUGGUCGGUUUUGCGGGGAUCAGCUGCCCUCUCCAAUAAAAAGCUCUGUGAACCACUUGCAUAUCCUGUUCACCUCAGAUGGCUACAACAACUUAGAUGGCUUUGUUCUUACUUUUCAGGAAAGCUCAGGCAGGUACUAUCAUUUUUCUGUCAGUUCAGGGGUCCUUGACGUCAAAAGGUUUGAGAACCACUGGUCUACAGGGCUAACAAGAUCUUCACACUGUGAUUGGUUUGGAAUAAUAUUUAUUUUCUCUUUCAAAAACAUUCAUACAGGCCAAACAAGCAGAGCCCGGUGUUCCCCUCCACCCAAAUUGCUCAAUGGCUACCACAGACCUGCUCCUGACACAGCUGGGGGUGCAAAGGCCGUUGAGUUUUUUUGUAAAAAAUCCUUUAUUCUGAGUGGAAACCAUCAAACUACCUGCCUCUCUAAUGGAUCCUGGAGUAGCAGGCCGCCCCAGUGUGUGAGAGCAUGUCGAGAGCCCAGCAUUUCUGGACUUGUCCGACAAAGUGUUCUGAAGCCCCAUCUGAUAUCAAGAGAGACUCCAGGUCAAAGAAAGCAUCUCUCAUCCAGGUACAACAUGCACGAUUUGUUGUCAGCUGGUUUUAUUCCACUCAAAUUGGAUACAAAGUCAAAAAAAGACAACACCGCCUUAGUGGAGCUUCCUCGAGGCCUCCACCCACUCCACACAACCAUUGAGUACAAGUGUGCUUCCCCGCUCUACCGCCACACAGGGAGCUCCCAACGCACCUGUCUGAAGUCUGGCAGGUGGAGUGGACGCCAUGUUUCCUGCUCACCAGUUUGUGGCAAAUUAGACAAUUCCAGUCAACACAACCUCACAGAAACACUGUGGCCUUGGCAUGCAGCCGUCUAUGUCCGGUCACCUCCUGAUCACACUGCCAGCACCCACAGGCCCCAGGGAGUAACCAUGUCUAUCCAGCAGGGGGCCUCAGAGGAAUCCACAUUCUGGCACCUUGCCUGCAGCGGGGCUCUGCUCACCCAGCAUGGCGUCCUGGUGGCAGCUCAGUGUGUGGUAGACAAGGACAAGCAGCAGACCCUUCACCCAGCACAUGUGAAGGUUGUCAUAGACAUGCAGUACCAGACAUCCAAGAACCGGCUGAAAAGGCUGCACCACCACAGGGUUUCAGACAUUUUAAUCCAUCCAGAAUUUUACUCCGCCCCCGACUCCAAUGUGGCUUUGCUCAAGCUACAAGACAAGGUCAAGAUCCGUGAUCAUGUGUUGCCAGUGUGUCUUCCCAAAGUGCAAGGUGGAGAGGUGACCGCACAGGAGGCUCACACCGCAAGGUGGAUUUUACCUGACGAUCACAGGCACCUGAGCCACUACCCUCCCCCGAGCCAGACGAGACUUGUUGAGUUGGGUGAUGUUGUUCAGUGCGAAAGAGAAUUUGCUCAAGGAGGAGCGCAUACCGCAGUGAUCAGUGACAAUACACUGUGUGUCAUUAGGAAGCCGUCCAGUCCUCAAAGCCCUUGUCCUAACAUUAUUCCAGGGAUCACAACCAUGCCAGCUAUGUUUUUUUCCACAAGUGGUAUCUUGUUGGGUCGAGAAGAGACUCAGGGAGCCUCCAACACAGUCUGGCAGCUUCUUGGUUUAGAGAGCUUCAGCUAUAUGGAAGAGAACUGCCACCAACAGUAGUACACAGUUCAGACACGAAUAUCCAACUUCCGAGACUGGAUAGAGAAAAACAUGCAGUAGAUAUUUUUUUUAAAUAUAUCAUUGAAGGUGAUUUUCUCAGCUUAAAUCUGAAAUUCAUUUAUUUCCAAUUUUACAAAUCUCUCAGUGGAAAUGGUGGCGAUGGAGCAAAUAGUAAUAGCACAACAUUUGCAGUGAUAAUUCUGUACCUGCUGUCUGUGUUAAUAUCAUGUAAGAACUGAUUCCCUGGCUCUACUUGGAUCUUGUAUGUGUGCAUGUUAUUAUUCUGUAUUUGGGCCACCUCCACAUCAAAUAACAACUAAAGACUGCUCAAAAAAUUAAAAAAUAAAGCAAUCCACAAAAAUUCCAUUUUGAGUCUUUGAUGAACUGCAAUCCACACAGCUAGAACAAUUUUAAAUUGAGUUAAUGACGUUAUCACUGGUUAGAAAGAAAUUUAUACAUCUAGAUCCAAGCUUAAAACCCAAAGUAGUUUUUUUUUUUAUUUUCUCAUGGAAUUUCUGCUUCAGUUCU
Messenger RNA from Etheostoma cragini (Arkansas darter), 3118 nucleotides. Its product is annotated as inactive serine protease PAMR1. Bases 341 to 2590 code for a protein of 749 amino acids. Gene Ontology annotation, biological process: proteolysis. Gene Ontology annotation, molecular function: serine-type endopeptidase activity. NCBI's taxonomy places the organism in Eukaryota, Metazoa, Chordata, Actinopteri, Perciformes, Percidae. The transcript has 12 exons. The record is from RefSeq and is a predicted model, not a curated record.